AUGGAGUUGACUUCAGCAGUUAUGGCAGCCCGUCUCACAGAUUCUGUAUUACGUGAGUUGAAUAUCAAGGAAGUUUGUUACUGGACAGACAGCCAGACUGUUCUUAAGUAUUUACAGAGUGAUACCAGAAGAUUUAAAAUGUUUGUAGCUAAUCGUGUUUCUACUUUAUUGGACUUGACCAAAGUUUCACAAUGGAGAUACGUCAGAACGGCUGACAACCCAGCGGAUGAAGCCUCUAGAGGCCAAGGUAUUGAUGAUUUCUUGCGAAAUAAGCGAUGGAUCAAUGGGCCUGAUUUUCUUGAUCAACAUGUUGAGCAGCACAUAAACCCACAGGAAUGUUUGGUUGAAAUUGAUGAGAAUGACCCAGAAGUCAAGAAGGUUUCCAAUGUGGUUGUAACCAAAAACCAGUGCAGUUUCCUAGACGGAUUGAUCUCCAGAUGCUCAAGCUUCAUGAAGCUGAGGAAUGUAGUGGGUCUAGUUUUAAAGUUUGUCAGAAGAGCAAGAAAGAAUCAAUCAAAGAGCAAUGGUGUUGAUCAAUUGGAGGCCGCAGAGAGGUUCAUUAUAGUUCAUGAACAACAGAAACAUUUUGCGGCGGAGUUAACUGCCUUGAAGAAUGGGGAGAAGAAAUCGAUAACUUCGGUAAUGAAAGCUAGUCCCUUGCGUAAGCUGGACCCUAUGGGGGAAGACUGA
Messenger RNA from Anneissia japonica, 690 nucleotides. RefSeq lists its product as uncharacterized. Lineage: Eukaryota; Metazoa; Echinodermata; Crinoidea; Comatulida; Comatulidae. The coding region runs from base 1 to 690 and encodes 229 amino acids. The record is from RefSeq and is a predicted model, not a curated record. The transcript has a single exon.